AUGGCGGACGAGGAGGCGAACCGGCAAGCGCAGGCGGAGGAAAUGGAGGCACUGGAGGCCAUCUACGGUUCAGAUUGCUUCUCGUACUCGAGUGCCGAGCACUGCUGCAGAAUAACCAUCCAACACCCCGAUUCAGUCACAUCUCUGGACAGUCACACCCACCACCAACCCCCCUCUUUCACUCUCCUCGUCCACCUCCCGGCCGCCUACCCCUCCCACGCCGCCCCCGUUGCUGAGCUGGCGCGCUGCGAUUGGCUCCCGGACGAAGAGAGAAGCAGGCUGUGCUUCCAGCUGGACAGGAUGGGGGAAGGGGGAGGCGGAGGGGGAGGAGGAGGGGGAGGGGGAGGGGAAGGGGGAGGGGAAGGGGGAGGGGAAGGGGGAGGGGAAGGGGGAGGGGAAGGGGGAGGGGAAGGGGGAGGGGAAGGGGGAGGGGAAGGGGGAGGGGAAGGGGGAGGGGAAGGGGGAGGGGAAGGGGGAGGGGAAGGGGGAGGGGAAGGGGGAGGGGAAGGGGGAGGGGAAGGGGGAGGGGAAGGGGGAGGGGAAGGGGGAGGGGAAGGGGGAGGGGAAGGGGGAGGGGAAGGGGGAGGGGAAGGGGAAGUGGAGAGCUCAGCCCCGCAUCCGAUGCAUCACAGUCCCUGCCUGCCUGUAGGCAGACGUCCCCAUGUGUGUGUGGCAUCACUCACGCCUGCCUGCCUUCUCCCUUCCCUCUCCCCAUCCCUCCCAGUCCCCAUGCCUCCCCAUGCCUCCCCACUCCCUCUCGUGUGUGCAGGAGCAGCAGUGGAUGUGGCAGCACGCUCCGGUGAGCAGCAGUGGGUGUGGCAGCACGCUCCUGUGUUGGCAGAGCAGCAGGAGACGGAGAGAGAGGAGAACGGCAGAGGGGAGGGCAGGGAGGCAACAGGGGAGACAGAAAGAGGUGCAGCAGUGGAAGCAGCUGCGGCGGCAGAGGCAACAGCAAGGAGAGGAGGAGGCAGAAGAGGGGAGGAGGGGAAGGUGGGGGAGAGUGGGGAGGAGGAGGCAGGGGAGAUAGAGAGGGCUGUUGGCAUUGUGCAUGGCGUUCCUUUCACUGAGAAGAGAAGUACUUUCCAGGCCCACCUGGCACCUGUGGGCUCGCCUGCUGACGUGGCAGCGGUGAUGGACGUCCUCUUGGCCAAUCGCAAGAUAGCAGGCGCCACGCACAACAUCAUGGCCUAUCGGAUCGUGACAGCUGGUGCAAAUGGAAGCACUCAGGUCGUUCAAGACAAUGACGACGACGGGGAGGCAGCAGCAGGCGGCAGGUUGAUGCAUCUGCUGCAGAUUGUGGGGGCGGCCAAUGUG
Closterium sp. Naga37s-1 is the source of this 1314-nucleotide messenger RNA. Lineage: Eukaryota; Viridiplantae; Streptophyta; Zygnematophyceae; Desmidiales; Closteriaceae. The record is from the annotation of a GenBank genome assembly.